AUGACGUGCAACACGCCACCUGCUACCUGCGUCUCAUUUGACUGUUCCAAUAACUCAGUUUACAACAGUACUGAUGAGGAACAGGCGGCCCGAAUGCCACGGAAAAGAUGCAGCGACAAUGCACUCGAUAUACAACUUGGAGCUGUCAGAGCAAAAGUGCAAAAGACCCGUCGUCUACGAGCUAACGACCGUGAACGCAACCGAAUGCACAAUUUGAAUGACGCAUUGGAUCGCUUACGCUGUGCGUUACCUUCCUCCAGCGACGAAACAAAGCUAACCAAAAUUGAAACAUUGAGGUUUGCCCACAACUACAUCUACGCUCUGGCUGAGACGCUGGCAAUGCUGGACGGAAGAUCGGAGCGGUUUGACCCUGUGCUGGCUGCCGUUGCUCUGCAAGGCUCUCAAACGCGCACCUGUGACCCGAGUCUUAAACACACUAUCCGGAAGCAGAUAGCUAAAACCCUCAACCUGAACGACGCACGUCUCCAGUUGCAAGAAGAGAACGAGCUCUCUUGUUCUACAUCCAAUACUUCGCCUAUUGCGUUAAUGUCCGGUUCUGGGAAUACGGCCAGCGGCAGCCUACCUGCAAGCCCAGUGAGCUUCGAGGAUCGGUCUUCACCAGUCUCGUUUUCGUACUCCUCGCAGACGCAACUCCUUCAGGAAACGAACAAAGUCACCGAUGUAAUUCUCCUAGGAGAUCUGGAUCUUGUUCCAGCAACGUUCCACUCAUAAAGUUUACGCCUGAUAUCAAGUUCCUACUUGGAACUAGACGUGUAACAUCAUCUCAGGAGUGUGCAAUAGACUUCGGCAGUAACCCAGUGAGCUGA
This is a messenger RNA of Varroa destructor (honeybee mite), 827 nucleotides long. RefSeq lists its product as uncharacterized. Gene Ontology annotation, biological process: axon development; positive regulation of transcription by RNA polymerase II; sensory organ development. Gene Ontology annotation, cellular component: nucleus. Gene Ontology annotation, molecular function: protein dimerization activity; E-box binding; DNA-binding transcription factor activity, RNA polymerase II-specific. NCBI's taxonomy places the organism in Eukaryota, Metazoa, Arthropoda, Arachnida, Mesostigmata, Varroidae. The record is from RefSeq and is a predicted model, not a curated record.